Purpureocillium lilacinum is the source of this 1332-nucleotide messenger RNA. RefSeq lists its product as uncharacterized. The record is from RefSeq and is a predicted model, not a curated record. Lineage: Eukaryota; Fungi; Ascomycota; Sordariomycetes; Hypocreales; Ophiocordycipitaceae.
AUGGUUAGCGGCAAGAAGCGGGAGUUCAAUGUCGUUAUCACGGGGCUGGCCAUAGCAUUGGGUUUGAGCACCGCCAGCUCGCUCAAAGGCAUGGUGCGCGAACUCCGUUGGUGGCUCCUCAGUCUACGACAGUACUCGUCCAAAGAGGUCGAGCUCAUCCUGAAAAGCGAGCAUCUCAGCUGUAUGAUACAUUUGGGAUGGAUUUCGCGUGACUUGACCGUGCGGUUGUUUGUCCUGUUCUGGCUUUCGAUCAACCUGGCCGCCCAGAUUGCUGUCGCAACGAUCGGCUUGACGUACAACGUCGACCCUGCUGAGAACAUGGCGGUCACGGCUCCGGGGAUGGUAUAUAUUCCCGAUAUGUCUGUGCUCCGGCCCAUGGCAUAUUCCGAGAAUACUAACCCCGGACUUGGUCUGCUGCGGUAUACCGCCAACAAGCACGGACUAUAUGCCGACACCCUAGCCUUCGGCGCCAUGGAGGACGUGCCCCGUCCUGGCACAAUCGACAGCUCCAAGACACCCAACAUGUUUUCCGACUGGAACUCGACCCGCUGCUCGUACGUCUUCUAUGAAUCGGCGCCGUACGACACGCCGGGAACAGCUUCGCCCGAGAUCCGCGUUGCGACGAACCGCUCCGUGGCUUCUACAGCGGCUUGUCGCAGCCAGCGGGUCAUCAAUGGCGGCGAUGGCUGGAACAUCACAAUCACCAUCGAUGACGGCAACAGAACCGAGAUUGGGCUUCCCACCUUCAACGGCCCGAACCAGACGCUCUACAUGACCGACUCGGACCAAAACCUGACAACCAGAUGGAGCACUGUCAACGUUUUCGAGGCAUCGGCGACGGACGCCUGGUACUACCAGUGCAACGUUUCCGUCGAGCAAGUCACCAAUGCUGUGCUGCCGCAGCACAACGUCAGCGCUCUCGUGGCAACCAUGGCGUCAGCGGGCAUCGCGCUCCAGGGAUAUGGCGCGGCCUUCACCAUCACGAACGACAGCAAGUCCCAGGAUCAGUUUCAGAGCUACCCGCUCGAGUCCUUCUACGGGAUGCCGCAAUCUGGUGACCCCGUCGGCAUGGCCACACUGUUGUCUCAGUUUGCAAUCGGCGUCAUUGCCAGCGUCGCUCGGUACAACGAACAGGUUCUGGCCCCUGGGCGGACUCCGCUGGAAACGAUUGUGCUGAAGAUAUUCGACUGGGAGUAUGUGCAUCUGAACCUCGGACUCAUCGUCGGGCUGCAGCUGCUGCUUGCUUCUGGGACAGUAUGGAUCGCUUGCCAGACACAGCCGCAGCUGUUGGCCGCGCUAGACAUUCAGCGCUCGGGUCAAACAAAAUCCUGA